Amoebophrya sp. A120 is the source of this 6214-nucleotide messenger RNA. Lineage: Eukaryota; Dinophyceae; Syndiniales; Amoebophryaceae. The record is from the annotation of a GenBank genome assembly.
AGUGCAAGUAGAGUAAAAUUAGCCUUUUCCUAUACGUAUCCCGAUGUAAACAUGAAAGGUACUAAACUCCCCCGUAUGUUUUGACCCUUCUUCUACCAAUUUGAAUGUGUCUCGCUCCCAGAUCGUGAAUGUUUUCAAUUACCCCGGUCAGGAUCUAAUACGUAGACUUUUCUGCUCCAGCACACGACGAAAAAUUAUCUGCAAAAUAAAGCGCACGUACAGUAUCGACUGGGCGUAGUUGCUAAUGGUUGCUGCACCAGCAGUCGUAGAACAUCUCAGGGGCGAUUCGUGAAGGUCUUCAUUCUACGGUGGAAGGAAAGCUGUUCUACUCUCGCGGUGAAAGGACCACAAGGGAAGCAAUGUGCGGCUUCGCCAGCCGAAGGGUGCUUGCGCGCGCCCUCUAUGCCGCAGUGUUGCACUGGAGCGAGCGCGGGGAUUUUGUCUUCGGAUUCAACCUCCUGAAUAGUCACGGACCGAAUAGACGAAGACCGGAGGAGGGAAAUAAAGCUAGCGCCGCGAGGGAUAACAAUAUUCGCGUCGGACAGAAGAGGAGCGCGAGCCUAGGCAGCAAAGAUUCGCUCACAAGUGCUAGUACUGUUAAAGUGAAAGCUACAGAUGAAGACGACAUACCAUCAUAUUAUGCGUCUGGUGAAGCUGCAACAAGUAGCGUCACAGAGGUCGUCGCAAGAGCUGAUGCGGAUGAACCCGAACUACGGGCGGGAACCCGUCGGUACACGCCACCCAGGCACGAGGAUUUUCAAAAUUUUCCGAACUCGGAGGAAGAUGUCGAAGACGAGGCAUUUAUCAACUUGUUAUCGUCGGACGAUGAAAUGGAGGCGAUUCACGGACGAGAUACAUCAACACCACCCGACCGCAGCGGCACAAGCACAUGGAAAACAACACUGCUCCCACCUCACGAGGACGAAAUCGACAGCAACAAUUCUCAUGAUGCGGACAGCAGCAGGAGCAGCAGGCCGGUCGGAGCUGCUGCAAAAAUAGACCGUGGAGGAGGACGAAGACCAACGACGAGCAGGCACGCACGGUCAACAUCUUCCUCGCGUCGACCUAGUGUAGUGCUAUUAGAGACAGAAGGAAAGAUGACCACGUCGACCCAGAGAACAGAUGAUCUCCCUAAUAAUCACCAGGAUGGAGGAGGACGCACCUCCACGUUGAUCACCACGAAGACCAUGAACGUUCUGUGUAUGGCGGUGUUGUUCACCAUCCUGCCGUGCUUGGUGUUCAUCCUGAUCAUGUGCGUGGAUACGGAGCGCAUCUCCGUGAAGGAGACCGAGAAGCUGUUUGGCACGGUGUGCCCCGGGUUCGAGGCCUUCACCGACAGCACGCAACGGUUCACGUUCGCGGACCAAAACACGCAAACCACCACGACGAAGGCCGAGGAGGCGGCACGGCACAUCAUUUGCUCCGACGCGGACGGCGAGCCCCUGUGCUACGCGCUGGUGAACUUCCAACAGGGUGCCCUGGUCGCGCUGGUCGAGGAUUUCCUGGACGAGUUUGGCGGCGACGGGGCGGACCCGGACGCCAUAGACACCGGCAUGUUGUUCGACCGAAUCGACGCCUACCUGGACGAGGGGGUGGGCACCGGGCACGGGCCCGCCGCGCCGGAGAUGACGCCGGCGGAAAAAGAGAAGAUGAAGAAGACGUUUUUCGGGCGGAAAAACCCGAAGGGUCGGCAGGGUGCAGCCGCAGCGAAGGACCAGCAAGCCGCGCAGCUCGUCGGCAGCAUCCGACGCAGUCUCGACAAGAUGGCCGCGGAAGGCAAGAAGAGCGGCAUGCGCGUGGAGAAGUCCGGGGUUCUUCGCUCCGAAAAGAGCGGAGUCAUGCAUGGCGGGCUCCUGCUUCCGGGGGACCAACAAAGGGGCGGAAGCAGACAUGUGAAUUUUGCAAGUAGCAACAAAACGAUCAACCAGACCCUGGCGCCAGAAAGAAUGAAUGCGUCCGCGGCGUCGAAGAACUCGAAAAAUAGUCUUCAGAUCAAUCCUAACAUCCCACCGGGCGCGGGCGGCGGACAAAUCUUUCGCAUAACGCACGACGAGGAUAACGAACGCGCGACCGAGGGUCACUUUGGUCGCGGGGAGGAAGACGAGGCGGACCCCCUGGCCGCUGACGACCCCCUGGCGGAAGGGGAAGGCGAGUCUACUCGUAGUUUAGCGCUGCUUUCUGGCAUUGAUGAGGACCACGCCAGCGACGGAGAAUCUUUCACGAGCGAGAUCGAAGAGCUCAUUGACGAGGCAGAAGAGCUGCCGAUUGCGUUGGCUCUGCAACAGGAGUUUCAGGGAUCUUCACGAGAAGCCACGACCCCUGCGUCCUCGGGCAGAGGUACAACAACUCCCCGGCGGGACCACCGGCGGGCCGAAGGCAGCGCGACAAAGACGUAUGGGCGAAAUUCUACGCAGGAAUUUUUACUGUUGUCAGCUUCGGGAGAUCCUGCCACGUUCCCGCCGGACGGCCUCACUCCAGCUGCGAGAGGCGGUGCGCACAUGACUGAUCUAUCCGCAGGCGCCCGCGAACGGGGGAAGGCGAACUUCCGACGCAUUGUGCGGAAGCUGAUCGCCAUUCAGCAGGGCGAUUUUGCGCAGCUUAGUUGGCGUGACGUGGCUCUCCACGGCCGGGGUGCGCUUGGGGAGUCGAUUCUGCACAUCUGCCUGUUCCUGAACACGCCCGCCCACCGCGUGCUGGUGCACUACCUGGUGGUGAAACUCGGACACCGCGUAUGCUGGCAACGCGAGUUCCAGGCCACCACCCUGCGGGAAAAGAAGGACGACGACCCGAACGACUUAGAAUACCGCAAGGGAACCGAGAAGGAUGAGCAGGGCCACGCGUCGCCGGAAGAUUCCGGCCUCUACGGGUCCCUGCACAAAGGCAAACGCGCGGGGAAGCGGAAGCGCCCCCCCGCCCAACCGCGGCCGGAGGGGGAGCAGCUCCCCGGGGCGAACCCGCUGGUGCUGGCGGAGGGCGAAAAAUCGGGCCGGGGAAGACCUCGGAUCGAGGAAGGAGCAGCUGAGGACAACAACGAGGCGCAAAUUCCGACGCGGGAUCUGGCGAGUGGCCAGGAUGUGGGGAACGUGAAAAAGCGUGCCAUUGCGUACGUGAGCGCGGCCUACACGGUGCGCGCCUACCGGGGGGAGACCGCGCUGCACAUCGCCAUCAUGAACGACGACCUGCUGUCGGUCGAGCUGCUGAUCGACCACGGGGCGGACCUCACCGCGCAGGUGACCGGGUCGUUUUUCACGGGCCGGCUGUACAGCGGGGCGCUGCCGCUGUCGUGCGCCGCGGUGCACGCGAGCACGGAGAUGGCGGUGCUGCUGAUCGCCCGGAAUGCCAACCCGCUGCUGGGGGACGUGUACGGCAACACGUUCCUGCACAUCGCGGUGCUGCACGGCCGCGAGGACCACUGCCGGUCCUUCCACGAGUUCUUCCCCGACCUGUUUCACCGGUCCAUGCGAUCGCGCAACGGCUCGGCCCUCACGCCGCUGGCGCUCUCCGUGUGCACGGGGCAGGCGUCGCUCUUUUCGGUCUUGUUGGAAUUAGACAGUGAAAUCGUCUGGUCCUACGGGCCCAUGACCUGCCGAAAAAUCCCUCUGCUCGUGCUGGACUCCCUGCUCGCCAAGCAGGUGCCCAACGAGGCAAAUUUCGAGGAUUUCGAAGAGGUGGACUACAACGAACACGACGGCGCCCUCGUCCCCGGCUCCGUGCGGACCACAGCGGCUUCGCAGGCCGUCUCCGCGGCGAAGGGACAAAGGAUUGGGGGCGAGGACACGUUAACCGCUUCGGAGGACGAGCUGGAGGUGAGCUUUUCGCUCUUCAAAAAGAAAAAGAAAAAAACCACCGCCGCGGAACAACAACAAGCCGGCGAUGCCAAGAACAAGGUGAAGGACAACUUCGGAGGCGUGGCGGUUACGACGGCAGCGAAGAGCUUGGCGCCGGUGAAAGACUACGGCGGCAAGGGGAAGCAACGGGACUCCGUCGUGGAGACGGUUCUGCGGUUCCGGAAAAAGCCCAUGCUGUCCGCGUUGGAGAUCUUGUCGACACUGCGGCUCUCGUCGCUGUGCGGCACGCCCAUCAUCGUCGAGCUGCAGAUGGGUAAGUGGGACCAGUACGCGCGGAAGCUGAACUACGCGUACCUGUUUGUGGACCUGAUCAUUUUAUUCCUGCUGGUUCUCAGCCUGUCCCACGUGGUGCCCGCGGCGGUGUCGCUCUUUACGCUGAUCGGGUUCGCCGUGCUCGAGAUAUCGGUGCAGAUGCACUUUCGGGGGUGGAAGAAAAUGAUUCGGUCCUACCCUACCUCCGGGCUCGUAGCCAAGUUCGUGUUCUCCGCGCUGCUGACCGUAGGGUACGUGUUGGAGCUGGUGGGGGGGGAUGAGGAGAACGCGUACAAAGUGUCCACUAGCACCUACUUGUACGCGAUUGCGUCCAUCAUCGGGAUGCUCAAGUUUAUGGUGUACCUGCGCCCGUUCCGGCUGAUCGGGCCCUUUAUUGUGAUCAUCGAAAAGAUUCUGGUACACGACUUCUUGAUCUUUAUGGUCAUCUACCUGGUAUUCACGAUUGGCUUCCUGGCGUACUUUAUCGCUGUCAUAACGCACGGCGGUCUCACACUCGCCGGAGGCGAUAAUACCGCGCUUGGGUCGAGAGGAUCUGGGUCCACAGGCCAGCACCUUGAUUUUUCGAAUGCGAGCAAUGGAACUACAGCAGGAACAUCAAGCGCGGCCGCGUCAGCACUAGUACAGUUGCAAGUCGAUGAGGGGCGCGGAAGAAGAAUUUCGGAUAGUAAUUUCCCCAGAAUACAUCCGGCGCCGUUUGACCAUCUGUUGGGUGGGGGUGCACCGCAUGAAGAUCUUCUGGGCACGUCUAGUACAUCAGACCCGACCACCCCCACACCGUCCGCGCACCCGUCGCUUCCCACCGGCCCGUUUGAGGUGUGGCACUUUCUGUUCGCUGCCAGUCUGGGGGAGCUCAGUGACCAGAUUCACAACGCGGAGUGGCCGAUCACCACCUUGAUGUUGUACGAGUGUUACGUGUUCCUUUCGGCGUUGCUGGCCAUGCCCCUGCUGAUUUCUAUGAUGUCGGAUACUUACUCCCGUAUCCGGGUGGACGCGCGCAACGAGUGGGUGCUCGAGCGGAUAAAGACGAUCCUGACCGUGGAACGGUCCGCCCUGGCAAACUUCCUGCCGCUCAGUAAGAUGCGGCCCAAGCACCAGGAGCGGACGAACGACCUGGUGUUGAGCAACGGGCGACGGGUGGAGAACUGGGUCCUGCUCAUGCAGGAGUUCAACGACCCGUAUGCGAACGCUGCCGGACCGGUGAUCGCCGAAGACCCGAUCACGCAGCAGCCGAUCACGCAACCGCAGACCCAGCAGAUUCAGAUUCAAAAUGGCCCGGACGCGUUCUCGUCGUUCAAUCCGGCUGCCAUGUCGAUGACGAUGAACAGAUUCACCAGGGCCUCGACCACCCACGUCGGCGGGGCUCCUGGAGCCGCGGCGAAGAGCUUCAGAAGCCACAAACUGGUCUGAUAAUGCGCCGGUCGGGUGCUCGGAAUCACUUAUUUUGAUGUAUGAUGAUUUAUUUUUUAACAUUUACUUUUUCUACACUACAGGUCACUAGCUAUUUCUGGAAAUUUUUAUUUUGCACGGCUACGUGUCGGAGCUUCAGCUUCAGCUUUUCUUUUUACGAGGAGCUCCAUUUUCUGGUACUGGUUGAGGAAAAUAGAGGAGAUAAGCGCAACGCUUUUAGCUUUGUUUUUCGCCAAAUACCUACUACAGUUUUGAAAUUUAAAAUUUUCUUUUAUCUAGUACUAGUUUGUCGGCAGGAGCCGACUGUUACUAGCUUUUUACCCACGCUACUAACUACCAUCAUGCUAAGCGAAGCGAAGCUUCUCGCAAGGAGCAGCGUAGCAACAACAUUUCUAGACCCUUUCAAUUCCAUUUAUUACGGUUUCCAACAUUGCAGCGCCCUCGCAUAGGCCGUUCAAAGACCCAAAGUCUACGGGGUUGAGUGCCUGUUCGGUUCGUAUUCGCUCGUCGUCGUCGUCGUCGUUGUCGUCGGGCGUACUUCAUCUCCUCGCCCCCUUGAUAUUGCCAUAUCUUGCAGCUUCUUGAGUCUGCUUCGUCUUCGCCAAGGAUCCACUCGCCAGAGACGAGAGAGUCGCACGAGCGUGAGUCAGAGUUCGUUUGCACAAGAGUUCGUAGUUGCCUUGUAA